UUCUUCAGCACAUGAAUACAGAACACUAUACGUUGGAGAUGCUGUAAAAUAAAAGUACAGACCAAGUCAUAGUUUUCAGCACCGUUCUCUAAUCUAUAAUGUAUUUUGACAUUUGUGGAUUAUUGAUUUGACUAUCUCGAAAAAAUACUGAGAAAUGCAUACAGAGAUUUAAUUGUAAUCAUUUUUAAAAUAUCGUAAGUAUAUUACCGUAACAGUUAAAUCAUGCAAUGAUUAUCAAACACAGCACAAUAUUUGGUUCUUGGAAUCUCAUAAACUAUUGACUAAGACAAAGCUGAAUAAUCUUCGUAUAUUUAAUAUGCGGCAAUAGUUUAUAAAAGUCGCGAUGGCGGCAGACACCGCUGUAACAUCCAGUCCCGAGGAGACUCUUGCAUCCCUUGUGAGAGAAGCAGAAGCGCUUAAGCAAAAGUUGGAAGAAGAGCGACAGAAAUUAAACGAUGUUACAUUAUCCUGUGUAGCAGAACGCCUGGAGCCUAUAACAAUAAAUAACUUGAAAGUACGGCGCAUCUUAAAAGGACACCAAGCUAAGGUGUUGUGUUGUGACUGGUCACCAGACAAACGGCACAUUGUCUCUUCAUCUCAGGAUGGCAAGCUAAUAGUGUGGGAUGCAUUCACCAGCAGCAAGGAGCUUACCAUUUCUAUGCCUAGCACUUGGGUGAUGGCUUGUGCUUAUGCCCCAUCUGGAAAUAUGCUGGCAGCUGGAGGCCUCGACAACAAGGUGACCGUGUUUCCACUGGGCGGUAGUGGGGAGGAGGAGCCAGCAGCGCGCAAAAGAACUGUAGCCACACACACCUCAUACAUGUCGUGCUGCCUAUUCCCCAACACGGACCGGCAGAUGCUCACGGGGAGCGGCGAUGGCACCUGCGCGCUGUGGGAUAUCGAGUCCGGCCAACUCUUGCAAAGUUUUCAGGGACACGGCGCUGACGUGACGUCUAUUGAUCUAGCGCCGAGUGAGAUGGGUGACACUUUCGUGUCGGGUGGGUGCGACCGCGCCGUGCUAGUGUGGGAUAUGCGAUCGGGUCACGCCGUCCAAGCGUUCGAUGCACACCAAUCGGAUGUCAAUAGCGUGCGCUUCCACCCAGCCGGUGACGCGUUAGCGAGUGGCUCGGACGACGCCAGCUGCCGGCUGUUCGACUUGCGGGCCGAUAGGGAAGUGGCGCGCUACGGCCGCGAGAGUGUGAUCUUCGGCGCCAACUCUGUGGAGUGGUCGGUGAGUGGCCGCGUGUUGUUCGCGGGCUACGGGGACUACACGGCGUGCGCCUGGGACGCUCUGCGCGGAUCGAGGCUGGCCUUGUUGCCCGGACACGAGCAUCGCGUAGCUGCGGUACGCCUUGCGCCCGAUGGCACCGCUCUCGCCACAGCCUCGUGGGACGCCACGCUGCGCAUUUGGGCCUAGACGGGCUGUGACUACUACUUCAGAUGCCCUGUUCAAAUCACUAUUUCCACCUGAAUAGCUGAGGCCGAGAUUAGAAAUAUCCUAGUUGGAAAAAAUUAACAUAAACCCACACAUGUAAUGUUCUACUAGCCUGUCAGUUUUAACUAGAUGAUGUUGUUAUUGUUUGUCCCUUUAUAUUAUCAUAUCUGAGGUGACACCUACGAACUCUUCGGAUUCAAAUUAGGAAUAUAUAUUACCAAGGCGUCUCAAUUAUUCAAUGUUUAGAUUUUUUAAUAAAAGAUCAUCUUAACAUUAUUAUCUGGUGAGCGUUUACAAAUUAAAGUGGUUUAUUUGAUUUCUAUAAUAAACCCUAUUUUAGCUGUUGAAAUAUCUCGUUAUUUAUGUUAAAGAUCUGUGACUGUGAAUCUAAUAGUUAAAUAUUGUUAUUUUCUGUCAAUCGACACCAGCUAAUAUAAUAAUUGAAUUAAAUGUUGCUUAACCAACUCAGAAACAAAUGAAGCUUUUAGGUUUGGAGUAAGUAUGUGAGACUUUUUGAACAUUCCUUUUAGUCAAAUGUUCAAUUUCAGAGCAUCUUUACCUUUAUAGAUUCACCAAAGUUUCAGUCGUGUUGUUCUUUUUACUAGUGUAAUAUUAAGUUAAUAUUGUGAGAGAAUCUUUUGUUGUUUUUGUAUGAUAGUCUAGAGAUAGCCAAAACAAUGUGUUUAAAAACGUGAGAAUUGCCGAUUAAGUCUUAGUUUUAUUAUAAUUAUAAUGUUUAACUUUAGUAAUUUAACCAGAUUAAAAUACUUUUGUCGUAAAUUGUAGAUCUUCAUAUAAUGAAGCAAUCGUAGAACGUAAUAUUGUUGAAACUGAACAGUACUUAAAUUUCAAUAGCAAGAUAUUGCGGAAAUCAUUUGCCCGUAAAUGAACAUAGAUGAAUUCCUUAGCAACUGAAUAUAUAUGUUAAUAAAUUAAGCGAUUACUUUUUUAAUAUCUAUGUGAUGUUUCCUGAGAUCUGUAUGUUUACUGUGUUCUCUGAAUCUCUCGCAAAUUGUUUCCUUGUGUGUUUCAGACAGAGGCUACGCUAAGCCAAAUGUAACCAAUAAAGAUUUGGUAUCUUAAUGAUUAUUCUGUAUUGUAUAUUUUAAAAUUUAAACAAUGUUAUGAGGAAAUCCCAGUCGUGUAGUAAAAAUAAAGUGAAUGUUGAAUGA
Pieris napi is the source of this 2604-nucleotide messenger RNA. It is a transcript of the gene Gbeta5, whose product is annotated as guanine nucleotide-binding protein subunit beta-5. Gene Ontology annotation, molecular function: signaling receptor complex adaptor activity; protein binding. The coding region runs from base 344 to 1414 and encodes 356 amino acids. Lineage: Eukaryota; Metazoa; Arthropoda; Insecta; Lepidoptera; Pieridae. Gene Ontology annotation, cellular component: heterotrimeric G-protein complex; cytoplasm. The record is from RefSeq and is a predicted model, not a curated record. The transcript has 5 exons. Gene Ontology annotation, biological process: G protein-coupled receptor signaling pathway; G protein-coupled dopamine receptor signaling pathway.